UGGGAAGGUGCCUCUGGAGGAGUGGAAGGAAAGGGGAUGCGCUUGGAGCGCGAGCCGCUAUGUGUCUGCCGAGGACUGCACACCAAUCGGGCCAACUGUUAUUUCCCCGGUGGUCCGCUUGUCGGCUCGUCUUUUGCGCGGCGCAACGUGAUGCUUGCCGUACUUGGCCGAUGCUUGCGGAGCCGCGUCUUUCCCACGGUGGGAAUAAUGUCGCCCAUCGCGGCGGUGUAAAUCUGAAAACUGGGUUCAUCUUCUUCUCUUCGGAUUAAAUCUGCAUAUUGGUGUCGGUCACAUUGAGCAAGAGCACGAGAAGCCGAUCAGUUGUUUACCCAGAGUGGACAGUCACUGGAAAUGACCGAGAGAAAAGCAUGGUGCCUUAGGCUUCUACCAGUUCUCCUCUUCUUCAUGUCCUUUCUCACAUACUACUACUGUUCCUAUGCCAUACUUCAAAGCUUUACCGGCACCAGCAAGUCUGUCAACAUGAGCAAGUCUCUGUGUGGUGGCUGGCUGAUGCAGAAAAAGUGGCAGAGCCUCAACUUUAACAUUAGCAGGCAGACACAGCUCUUCCUAAAACUAGGAGAUUUCUUCUGGCGAGAACAUCUGUCAACGUUGGCGCUACCUUAUGGCAUCAAGGGCAGUGAACUGCAGCUCCUGAAAAUUCUCGCAGCAACAGCAAAUGAUCAGAUGCCGGCCAACAUAGACAACCUUGAAUGCAGAACCUGUGUUGUCAUCGGCAACGGUUUUGCCAUUAAAAACACAUCCCUCGGAGGCAUCAUUAACAAACAUGAUGUGGUCAUCCGAUUCAACGACUCUCCGGUGAGGGGCUAUGAGGACGACGUCGGUAACAAGACCACCAUGAGGUUCUUCUACCCUGAGUCUGCCACCUAUAAUCCAGGCUUGAACAAUGAGCCUGGCACAUUAAUGGUCUUGGUGCCAUUUAAACAACAAGAUCUACGGUGGCUCAAAGAAAUACUCUACAACGAAAAGAGGGUCAGGAAAGGCUUUUGGAAACCCCCUCCCCAAAUCUGGUUGGGUGAUGUCAGUCAAAUCCGAGUGCUGGACCCGCACUUUAUGCACCAGACAGCAGAGAAGCUGCUACAAAUCCCCCUGAACCCCAAGAGUAAACAGAAGCCAGUUCAUCCCACGACGGGAAUCCUUGCUGUCUUUGUUGCUCUCAACUACUGCGAUGUGGUCCACCUAGCUGGUUUUGGGUAUCCAAACUCAAGGAACAUCAAGCACCCAAUUCAUUACUACGGCUAUGAUACUAUGAAAGCAAUGAAGAACUCUGCCCAUGACCUUGGUCUUGAAGCUGAAGCCUUAAAAAGACUGGAGGACUCAGGUGCCAUCGUUUAUCUGCACCCACAUUUAUGAUACUGUAUGAUAGGUUGCAAAAUCAAUCUAUGCAUGAGGUCAUCUGAUCUCAGUUGAAAUUUCAGAGUGAUUUUCCAGAUGAGGAUUAUUCUUAUUGUAUGUUAUUAUUGUUCAGUAACAUCACAAAUACACCAUCACAAAUAGUUCACACAGCACUUGGUCUCCUCUCAUAUUGGAAAUAUGAAAGGUAUCAAGGUUGUUUUCUUUUAUUUAUUAUUAUUUUUCUUCAAAAGCAAUGCGACUGAUACUGGUACCACUGGAUACUUUGAUUGUACAUAAUGAAAUAAAUGUUUAAAUAAAAAAAUGAACCUUU
Syngnathus acus (greater pipefish) is the source of this 1684-nucleotide messenger RNA. It is a transcript of the gene st3gal4, whose product is annotated as ST3 beta-galactoside alpha-2,3-sialyltransferase 4. Lineage: Eukaryota; Metazoa; Chordata; Actinopteri; Syngnathiformes; Syngnathidae. The record is from RefSeq and is a predicted model, not a curated record. Bases 352 to 1371 code for a protein of 339 amino acids. The transcript has 11 exons. Gene Ontology annotation, biological process: glycolipid biosynthetic process. Gene Ontology annotation, molecular function: sialyltransferase activity.